Notolabrus celidotus (New Zealand spotty) is the source of this 2131-nucleotide messenger RNA. RefSeq names its product glucosaminyl (N-acetyl) transferase family member 7 (gene gcnt7). Gene Ontology annotation, molecular function: acetylglucosaminyltransferase activity. NCBI's taxonomy places the organism in Eukaryota, Metazoa, Chordata, Actinopteri, Labriformes, Labridae. Bases 345 to 1631 code for a protein of 428 amino acids. Gene Ontology annotation, cellular component: membrane. The transcript is spliced from 5 exons. The record is from RefSeq and is a predicted model, not a curated record.
GGGGGAUACUUCACCAGCAAUGAACUGAAGUAAUGAAAAGAGGCAUACGCAGAGCACUCUGUGUCACUCUGAGGGGAGAAAAACAGAGAAAAAACUACAUCCUGAGCUGAACCACAAAACCACCAUAUUUAGCCUUAACUCACAGAAGAACUAAACUCCUCUGGUUGAUUAUGAUGGCACUGAUGACUCGCACACUCCUCUGGAGUCUGGAUGGAUUGUGGUAACAAGGUUACAGGACUGAUGUGUGAGGGGUUACUUCUUCAUCGUAAGGACUACAGACUGAACUGCCUUGCAGGCGUUUUAUCUGUGGUGCUGCUGUCGGGAUACGGUGAAGCGGGGUUAUUAUGUGCCAGCUUGACGGGACCAAAUGCAGCUUCUUGGUGUGCCUGGGGAUGAGUAUUGUUAUCUGCUCAGUCAUUUAUUUAAGGACCAGAAUGCCAAUGGAGCCCAAACCCCAAGAGCCCCCAAGUUGCAGGCCCUUCUCCUCUGCAUGUAAAGCUUUUCUGCCCGGCAUUAGGAGAGGAUUGAAGUGGCACCGACGCGACUGCCAGGUGGAAAGUUUGGUUCUUGAUAGUGGUCUGCAGUGUUCUGCUCUGAUCAGAGACCUACACUUCAUCACAACACCCCUGAGCCGUGAGGAGGAGGACUACCCUUUGGCAUACAUCUUGACCAUCCACAAAGAGCUGGGGCUUUUUGUGCGCCUGCUGCGUGCCAUUUACACGCCACAGAAUGUCUACUGUAUCCACGUGGAUGCUAAAGCUCCACUGGAGUACAAGCAAGCUGUCAAGAGGAUAGUUAGCUGCUUUAAAAACACCUUCCUCUCCAGCCGCAGCGAGACUGUGACCUACGCGGGGUUUUCCCGCCUGCAAGCGGACCUGAAUUGCAUGGCGGAUCUGGCAGAGUCCAAGAUAGGCUGGAGGAAGGUGGUGAAUCUGUGCGGACAGGAUUUCCCUAUAAUGACUAACCUGGAGCUGGUGCGGUACAUGCAGAGCAAAGAGUGGAGGGACAGGAACAUGACGCCCGGGGUGAAGCAGCCAAUGCACAUGAGAUACAGGACUCAGCUUCAGCACAGCGAGAUCACGGGGUCUCAUGUGGCUCUGAAAGGGCAUGGACUAAAGAAAGGUCCUCCUCCACGCAAGCUGCAGGUGUAUUUUGGGACGGCAUACUAUGCUCUCACGAGGGCAUUUGUGUACUUUGUGCUGAAAAGCCCCAUUGCUUCCGACCUGUUGGAGUGGUCCAAAGACACGUUCAGUCCGGAUGAGCAUUACUGGGUGACGCUCAACCACGUCAAAGAAGCUCCAGGCAGCCACAUUGACGGAGGUUGGGCAGGAGACAUCCGAGCAAUCAAGUGGAGGGAUCAAGAGGGGAGGGCACACAAUGGCUGCAAAGGGCGUUACGUAAGAGACAUCUGUAUCUACGGAUUGGAAGACCUGCCCUGGAUCAUCAACAAGAAGAGCAUGUUUGCCAAUAAGUUUGAGAGCAACACGUUUCCAGAGGCACUGGACUGCCUGGAGCAGUGGCAUAGGAACAAAGUGUUGAGCCAGGCGACUGUUCCAAUAGAUCUGUCAUGGCCGCUGGCAACACGGAUCAACUCAAGCAGGAACUACUUCAACAGCAGUGCUGGAGCGUGAAAACAGUUGUUGGUAUCCUUGAAAAGUCUGUGUCCGUGCAGGUUAGAAUAUUUGCACUCACUCAGUGGCUGUGAAUGCCAGGACAUGUGAAGGGAGAACAGCAAACUAAAGCAAGCAUGUGAAAGAUACUACAGCAAACAACUGUUCCCUUCCUUCUUUGUCUAUUUAUAAAACUGUAAGCUGACUGUAAUUUUUUUGAUAAUCAGGAGGCAGCGAAGAUGAUGACAACAUAUUGACUAUAAAGUGUUGACAUUCCAGCUAAAGCACAACUAACAUUUGACAUUACAAGUAAAUAAGAGAAACUAUUCAAAGCAUCUGCCCUACACUAAGUAUUACAUAAACUACUGAUUAUCCAUUUACUGUUGUUUAAUUUAAUUGAAUGUUUGAUAUUGGUUGAUUUAAUAUUGUUCUGUGAGGUCCUGUUAUAACAGUCGUUAAGAAGAACUACUGCCUUGUUUUUAAUAAAUGAAAAAGGAAAUGUAAAUAAAGACUAUUGUGAA